Messenger RNA from Candidozyma auris, 1686 nucleotides. RefSeq names its product MFS transporter. Gene Ontology annotation, molecular function: transmembrane transporter activity. The record is from RefSeq and is a predicted model, not a curated record. The coding region runs from base 1 to 1686 and encodes 561 amino acids. Gene Ontology annotation, biological process: transmembrane transport. The transcript has a single exon. NCBI's taxonomy places the organism in Eukaryota, Fungi, Ascomycota, Pichiomycetes, Serinales, Metschnikowiaceae.
AUGAAUUCCAGUGAAGAAUCUAUAGAGAAAAAUGAGAAUUAUCAGCCACAUCCUUUGGAGCUGACCCAGUAUGGUGAACAAAACACCCUUGAGCGAAUUCAGACUAGCGCUGCCGUGCAACUGGUGGUCGAAUCACUUGACCAAAAGGUCGUUAAUUUGGGUCCUCUAGAGGAACCUUACGAUGUGCAAAGAAUCCACACUCAUCCUGAUCCUGAAUCCACAUACAACGAGGCUGACGAAUGGAAAUACCCCAUAGAUGCGGCUACGCAAUUGAGAAUUGUGGAGUUCGUCCCAGGCGAUAAACAAAACCCAAAGAAUUUUGGCACUUGCAGAAAAUGGCUUAUUACCAUGACUUUGGGGUUUGUAUGUUUUAUUGUUGCUUUUGGUUCCUCAGUUGUCACUGGUGAUAUGGAAUCUCCACUUAAAACGUUUGGUGUUUCGGAAGAGGUCUACAUCUUGUCGACCAUCACCGUUUUCGUUUUGGGAUUCGGGUUCGGGCCUCUUGUGUUUGCACCCUUCUCCGAGGAAAUUGGAAGGCAGCCCAUCUAUCUUCUCACCUUGUUUAUUGCAUUGAUAUUCAUCAUUCCUUGUGGUCUUGCGCAAAACAUUGGAACGAUGCUUGUUUGUCGUCUUAUCGAUGGUCUCGCCUUCUCAGCUCCAAUGUGUCUUAUCGGUGGCUCACUUGCCGAUAUCUGGGAAGGCAAAGAGAGAGGAAAGGCAAUGGCUGUUUUUUCCGCAGCACCAUUUUUAGGCCCAGCUCUUGGUCCACUUUUCGGUGGUCUCUUGGGCGAUUUUACCUCGACAUGGAGAUGGAUCUUCUGGACCUUUUUGAUUAUCGCCGGUGUCGGCUACGCCCUUCUUAUUCUUUUCGUUCCAGAAACACACCACCAAACCAUUCUCAGAAGAAGGGCUAAAAAACUCAGAAAAUUGACAGGCGAUGAUACAUACAGAGCUAUUAGUGAGUUGAAAGUGAGAACGGUCAAGGAGAAAAUGAACGACUCGUUGCUCAGACCGUUCAUUUUGUUAAGCGAGGUUAUUGUCUUCCUUGUCACGUUAUACAUGGCUGUUCUUUACGGCUUGCUUUACAUGUUCUUCUUUGCAUAUCCCGUCAUCUACAUGGAAGGAAAAGGAUGGUCAGCCUCCAAAACUGGUGUGAUGUUCCUCCCUAUCGCUGGUGGUGUUUUAUUUGCAAGUGCUCUCGCGCCAUUCAUCAACAAUGAUUACAACAAGAAAGCCCAGCCUUACGUUGACAAAGGCGAGCUUCCUCCCCCCGAGCUUCGUUUGAGACCGAUGCUUAUUGGAUGUUGGUUCAUUCCAGCAGGCCUUUUCGCAUUUGCUUGGUCUUCCUACCCAAGAUUAUCAUGGGCUGGUCCAGCUUUCAGUGGUUUUGGUUGCGGGUUUGGAUUUUUGAUGCUAUACAAUCCCGCAAAUAACUACAUUGUUGACUCCUACCAACACUACGCCGCCAGUGGAUUGGCCGCCAAAACAUUUGUGAGAUCCAUCUGGGGUGCAUGCGUCCCACUUUUUACAAUUCAGAUGUACCACAGACUAGGGUAUGAAUGGGCCUCUACCUUGAUGGCUUUUAUCGCGUUGGCAUGUUGCCUUAUUCCUUAUGUAUUUUACUGGAAGGGCGCCAAAAUUAGGGAAUACUCUAAAUAUGCGUAUACCCCUGACAUCAAAGAAUAA